Messenger RNA from Phialemonium atrogriseum, 1517 nucleotides. RefSeq lists its product as uncharacterized. The record is from RefSeq and is a predicted model, not a curated record. The coding region runs from base 234 to 1517 and encodes 427 amino acids. Lineage: Eukaryota; Fungi; Ascomycota; Sordariomycetes; Cephalothecales; Cephalothecaceae. The transcript is spliced from 2 exons.
GGCAGGGGUAGCUACGAUGACUUUGGGCUCUUUUCUUCAGACUUCCUUCCACACGGACAACAAACCUUAUCACUGUUUCAUUUCUAGUUGGGCAGGGCUGCGUUGCCACGACAAUCUAAUCUGUCUUUCCCAGCCUCACCAAUUCGUCGUGCGUGUUACCCUCGGUCCCUCCGUACCCUCCAACAAACCAAAAUUUCUCGAGUCUCGAAGCUCCUUUUUCGUCCCAGGACAAGAUGCAACUCCUCCCGCCGCCAUUGUGGCUCCUCAUCGCCGCGCAGAUUGACGCGCAGGCCCAACUCCCCACCGCCGUCCGGAAGAUGCCCCCCGACGCCGGCGAGAAGUUCCACCACGAGUACUGCGCCUUCGCCGAGGAAGGGGCACUGGCCGGGCGGGCCGCCCCCCUCCUCGCUGCCAAUGCCUCGGCCCCGCUGCCGUACCGCCCGCCGUUCGCCCCGCACGACGAACGCUCGCAGUACCCCGGCCAGAUACCUCGAAGCGGCGGAGAUGUGGACGGCAGGGGGUAUGGCUGGCGGCUGCUGAGGCGGGCGGCUGCCGGGGAGCUGGCGCGCCUGAAGGGGAGGGAGUGGGCCUGUCCCGGAGACACCAGCAGUUGCGCGGGCAUCGGCUACCCGAAUAGCUGCUGCCAGAGCGGAGAGACGUGUGUUGAGAUCGAAGAUACGGGCUUGGGGCCGGUUGGAUGCUGUCCGUCUGGGUCGACGUGCGGGGGGUCGAUAUCGGGAUGCGCCUCGGGCAACACGGCCUGUUCAUCUGAAAUUGGGGGUGGUUGCUGUAUUCCCGGCUUCGUGUGCGAGGGAGUAGGCUGCGUCCCCAGCGCCCCGGUCAUGACAACAAUGACCACCACUUCCACCAGCAUCGUCUCAGCGCCCACGCCAUCCACCAUCAUUGUGACCGUCAUCAUCACGCAGACCCAAUCCCAAUCCAAGCCCCAGACAAGCACCACAACCAGAAUCGUCAGCCCGACCAACACCCCAGCAACAGGCAGCACCACCACCUCCACAACCGACAACGGCAUCUCCGCCCCCGUCCGCCCAACCUCCUCCUCCUCCACCUCAGAACCCAGCGGCACCAACACCUACUGCCCAACAGGCUUCUACGCCUGCCUCGCCUCCGCCGGCGGCGGCUGCUGCCAGACGGGGCGCGACUGCAAGACGACCUCGUGCCCGCCGCCCGCCCGCCCGACGACCGUCGUGGACGGCAACGGCGUCACCGUCGUCGUGCCCGCGGCCGCCGUCCCCGCCUCCACGACGGCCACCUGCGCCUCGGGCUGGUAUCUCUGCGACGGCGACGACGCCGAUGCCGGGCUAAGGCCGGGCUGCUGCCCCUCCGGGUACGGCUGCGGCACCGCGAGCUGCAUGCUCGUCCGCGACGGGGCGACGGCGAGCGUUGCGAAGGACUUGCCUGGCGGCAGCAGCAGCGGGGCGGGGAGGGGGAAUGGGGCGCGGACCUGGGGGUUGGUGGGUUGGGUGGUUGCGGUGGCCUUUAUCACCAUGGUAUGA